AUGGUGCGGUACGAAGAAAGGCGGCAACAUUUGAUUACGUUUCUGGUCUCGCUAUGUGCUAUUAUUGGAGGCGUAUUCACUGUCGCUCAGAUGCUCGACUCUAUGAUUUAUCACUCAUCUCGAGUCAUUGAAAGGAAACUUAUCCUGAAUAAGCUUGGUUAA
This is a messenger RNA of Ostertagia ostertagi, 162 nucleotides long. The record is from the annotation of a GenBank genome assembly. Lineage: Eukaryota; Metazoa; Nematoda; Chromadorea; Rhabditida; Trichostrongylidae.